AUGCCGGAACCGGGUCCAUCCAUAGCCAACCUCUCCCAAACCCCUUCGGCCACCGCCGGUGGAGAUGCUUCAUGGUACGAUUCCAUGCUCACCCACCUGUCCAGCCAACCUGCAUGGCCUGCAGAUAAAGAGAACGCCAUCUUGGAGCCGUACACGUAUCUCGACUCGAACCCGGGCAAAGAGGUUCGCACCAAGCUGAUCGAAGCAUUCAACGUGUGGCUCCAAGUGCCCACGCGGAAACUCGAUGCCAUCUGCAACGUCGUACGCAUGCUUCACACUGCAUCCUUGCUUAUGGACGAUGUUGAAGACAACUCGGAUCUUCGAAGAGGCAUCCCCGUCGCGCACAAGAUCUACGGCAUACCGCAAACCAUCAAUACGGCCAAUUACGUCUACUUUCUUGUGUUUAGCGAGAUCUUUCGCAUGAACGAAGACUCUACGUCUGCAAGCGCCGAAUCUCCACCACUGUCGCCACAUUCAACUUUGGCAGUCAACGGCGUACCAAGGGCAACGGUGGAACGACUCGUGGUUGACGAACUGAUCAACCUCCACCGCGGCCAAGGGAUGGAUCUUCUGUGGAGGGAUAGCCUCAUCUGUCCGACUGAAGAGGAAUAUGUCGAGAUGGUUAACAACAAGACCGGCGGGCUGUUUCGGAUCGCAGUGAAAUUGAUGCUCUCCCAAUCUCCUGCAGCGCGCAGUGUUGGUUUUCCGGAAUUGAUCCCCAUGGUCAACCUGAUUGGACUUCUCUUUCAGAUCCUGGACGACUUUAUGAACCUUCAAAGUAGCAAGUAUGCUGAAAACAAAGGAUUUGCAGAAGACUUGACCGAAGGCAAGUUCAGCUUCCCCAUCAUUCACUCAAUCAGAGCAAGUGCUGGAGCAAACAGACAGAUCCUCAACGUCCUCAAGCAACGACCUGCCGAUCUAGCCACCAAACAAUACGCCGUGUCGUACAUGCGCAACGUCACAAAUUCGUUCGAUUACACAAUCGACGUUCUCGAGCGUCUGUAUGCGCAAGCGUGCGCAGAGAUGCAGCGGCUAGAAUCUCAAUUGGACAUUCCAAAUCCGGGCCUCAAGGCCAUUCUGGAGGCACUCAGAACGAGUUGGAUCUCAGUAUGA
This is a messenger RNA of Mycosarcoma maydis (corn smut), 1113 nucleotides long. RefSeq names its product farnesyltranstransferase. Gene Ontology annotation, biological process: isoprenoid biosynthetic process. Gene Ontology annotation, molecular function: prenyltransferase activity. Bases 1 to 1113 code for a protein of 370 amino acids. The record is from RefSeq and is a predicted model, not a curated record. The transcript is spliced from 2 exons. Lineage: Eukaryota; Fungi; Basidiomycota; Ustilaginomycetes; Ustilaginales.